Thalassophryne amazonica is the source of this 3705-nucleotide messenger RNA. It is a transcript of the gene dclk3, whose product is annotated as doublecortin-like kinase 3. Bases 82 to 2412 code for a protein of 776 amino acids. Lineage: Eukaryota; Metazoa; Chordata; Actinopteri; Batrachoidiformes; Batrachoididae. Gene Ontology annotation, molecular function: protein kinase activity; ATP binding. Gene Ontology annotation, biological process: intracellular signal transduction; protein phosphorylation. The record is from RefSeq and is a predicted model, not a curated record. The transcript is spliced from 7 exons.
UGGAGGAACAACUGAGCAGAUAAUAGCAGUUUAUGGAAAUAAAAACAAACUAAAAACUGAAUUGUUUUGUUUUCCAAAAGCAUGCAGAGAGCGCGCUAUGGGUGUGAAGCGGCACGCAAAGGGAGAACAGCAGCACCCCCCAUGCCAUUGAUGAAGCGUGCUGGUGGGGUGCCCCAGCUGUGGCCCAUUCGCCCCCACCCGACAGGCCAAAUCCACAAGAGAACACACUGCCCUGUUCCCCCUCCUCCUCACCUCCCUCUGUUCCACACUCGCCAUGCAGAGGAGAGCGCCAAUAGGCCGCAUCUGAUCACAGUCGUGUGGCCCUGCGGUCCGACUGCACUUCGGAAGGUGACAGUAUUGCUGAAUCGCAGGGGUGUGGUUUCCUUUGAGCAACUGCUGUUGGAUAUUUCAGAGGCGCUGGGGUUUCCUCGCUGGCACAGGGCCAGAGUCACGCGGCUAUUCACACCCCAUGCACAAGAGGUGAAGGGUGUGUAUGAAUUCUUCCGUGGUGAGGUGGCCUUCCUGGCACUGGGGAAGGCCCGUCCGGAGCUGAGCAGUGUGCAGGAGGCCCUGGAGGAGCUCUUUCCAGAACAUUCCCAUUACCAAGCCGAUGCGCUUCGGGCAUGGGAGAAGAAACUCCGCCCAGCACCUGAUAAAGCAGCUAAGGACGACAGUGGAUAUAGUGAGGGGACAGACAGCAGUGGGACACAGACGAACCAAGACACACAACUGGAUACAAAUGUGCAUGUCAAGAAACAUAAUAAUGUCCACGUGUCCGCACGUCCACUGCACCAUACAGACACACAGCAGGUAGAAAAGUCAGACCCUCAGAAAUCUCAUAAAACAAGCACCUGCAGAAAAGCUGCUCACAUUCCCAACCACCUACAGAGACUGUACGUAAAGGGUGGAGUCAGAGAGAGACAGCCCUCUGUCAUCGGUCUGUUUAAACAAGAGAAGGACUUGAGGGAGGUGGACGCCUCCUCUCCUACACUGUGUGAAAACUGCUUAGCAAGAAGAGCUAAAUAUCAAAGUUUACAAUUUUCCAGUUCAGUAUUUGGAAGGGUUCCUCUUCCUCCUGUGUUAAAGAAGCAGAAAGCACAUUUCCGUAUAGAGCAGGAAGUGGGAAUGCCGGCGCUUCCCAUUAGCCUUCCCACUGCUCAUCCAAGCAUUGAGGAUAAGAACUUCAUCCAAUCACAUCUUUCAAGACCGUUUCCAGGAGUAGGGUCUGGACACAAAGACCUACAGCAAGGGGUGAUCUUUGACCUCCCCUCAGAUGGGAGGGACGUCACCUUGUCAGACAUUGAGCGUUGCUAUGAAAUCGGACGCAUUGUCGGUGACGGGAACUUCGCAGUGGUGCGAGAGUGCUGUCAUCGGGAUAGCGGGCAAACCAUGGCCAUGAAGAUUGUCGAACGCUCCAAGCUGAUUGGUCGAGAGCACAUGAUGCAGAAUGAGCUGAGCCUUCUGGCCAUCCUGUGUCACCCGCGCAUAGUGCGACUGUUAGCGCACCACCACACGCACACUCACUCCUACCUGGUGAUGGAGUUGGUGAGCGGGGGGGAUCUGUUUGAGGCCAUCAGUGAGAAGGGAAAGUUUGCUGAGGCAGAAGCAGGAUUGAUGGUGUCUGAUGUGAGUGAGGCUCUGAACUACAUCCACUGCAAGAGCAUCGUCCACCGCGACAUCAAACCAGAAAACCUGCUGAUCGAAGAUGUCACAAAUGGAAGCUGCAGGUUGAAGCUGGGAGACUUUGGUCUUGCAAUGGUUGUGACUGAACCGGUUUUCACAAUAUGUGGCACGCCCACAUACGUAGCCCCAGAGAUUCUGUCUGAAACAGGUUAUGGUGUUGCUGUUGAUGUAUGGGCUCUGGGUGUUAUUCUCUAUAUCCUGCUGUGUGGUUUCCCUCCAUUCCGCAGUCGAGAUCGCAAUGAGGAAGAGCUGUUCCAGUUAAUAAAAAAAGGACAGUUCCACUUUCUGUCCCCCUACUGGGAUCCUAUCUCUGAGGAAGCCAGAGGGCUCAUCAGAGAUCUGCUUCAGCCAGAUCCAUCGUUAAGACUCACAGCAGAGCAGACCCUCCUGCAUCCCUGGGUGAAGACUAUGGCUUCAGUUUGCCAGCAGAUGGCGUCCACAAACAAAGCUCAGCAGAGAGAACCCGAUAUGCCAACAGAACCACAGAGAGUUAAGAGCCUAGAUCAGAACGGUGCAACAGAACCACAGAGGAGCAGAGGACCAGCACACAGCAGCAGGGAUGGAAUAAACAGCACGGAGCUCACCUCACAUGAUGGCAGACAAACUGAUGUAACUACACCAACUGCCCAGAUCCAGGCUGAGCAUAAACCACCACAGCAAUCCUCAACAAACACAAGUACGGUCCACAACAUAUACCCAGAGGUCAAAGUCAACACACAUUCAAAAUAAAUAAAACAGAAUCCACCCCAAAAGAUUCCGUCUCACUCAGUAGGGAGCCCAGCGGUCCAGAUACCAAAAUGUCAAACACAGUGUUUAAUCCAGUUAUCCCGACCAUUCCCAGUGAGAAACACCAAUCACCCUCAGUUUCACUAUCUCCAGCCUCCAGAGCUACACUUCCUGUGUGUCCUCAGGAAGAACAACCUGGACAGUGGUCCUUCACAGACAGCAGCUCAGCGCAACAUCUCCCACCUGCCAGUUCUACAAAGGCGUCUGCAACUGGCUCCAUGCAUCAGCAGAAAUUAACCUCUCCUCUCCACGCUGCGACCAGCACCAGCCAGCAAGCAACACCUGCAAGGUGCAGCCCAGCCCAAAAUCUUGAUGCACUGGACAUUCCCACUUUGCAAUCCCAACCAAACUGUAAAUCUGCUGUUUGACUGAUUGGUUUAGUCUCAUCACUGACAGUGUUCCGGAUAUUAGCACAGAUUUUCUUGUCAGCUGAAUCUUUGAAUGAUCAAGAGAUGAUGUGAUUUACUUUCAAGUUUUAGUACGAACAUCUUGGAACAUCUGGAUAAAAUGUGAUCGGUAAACAGCUUAAUUUAAUGUUAUCCAAGUAGGACUCAAACUGUCUAGAAAUAAUUUAGGUGUUUUGGUGUUCAUUGCAUUUUUUAAGCAACCGUGUUUACUGCUUUUGUUUUAGUUGACCAACUUUUUUUCUGCAAGACAUGAUAAAUUAAAAAAAAAAAAAAUGCAAUGAAUGAUUGUUAGUAGGUGUACUAUUCCUUGAGGCAGCUAUUUUUGAAUGCUUGUAUGACUAAACUGACUCAUCCUACUUUACUACUCUUACUAGAAGUCCAUUCCUAGAGCGCCUUGAGAUCAUUACAGAACACAAUUUGUAGUGAGUCGACUCUUACUCAUUGUAUUUACUUUGACAGUUUUUGACAACUAUCAUGACCAAUUCACAGAAAUCUGUAUAAAUAUUUGGAUAUAUUUAUGUGAGGUGAUUCAAUAUCUACUUGGAACUAAAUAGCAUCCAAGCCACAGAUGACGAUACGGCUGUUUGAUAGCAUGUGUAUGUAACUAAGAGUGGCUCCUCCUUACCAUUCCACGCAAACCAAAAAAAGACGUAUCGGUUGUCCAAUAGAAGUGGUUAGGCCUGUACCCUCCCUGUCUCUAACAGCUGAAAGGAAACCACAAUAAACACAUUCUCUCACCCCCCGCCCCCAAUUUCAUGCAUGUGUCCCUCCAAGUCCUUGAAGCUACUAAACUAGGGGCACUGAAGGGAUGAAAUAUAAUAUAAAUACU